This is a messenger RNA of Rotaria socialis, 969 nucleotides long. NCBI's taxonomy places the organism in Eukaryota, Metazoa, Rotifera, Eurotatoria, Philodinida, Philodinidae. The record is from the annotation of a GenBank genome assembly.
AUGUUCAUUUUAAUUUUAUUAUUAUUAUUGUUAUUAAUUUUAUUAUUAUUACAUUUAUACAAUUCUGAUAUCUAUCUACAUGACCCAAGUGUAGGAUGGGAUUCCAUAAUUGGACUUGAUGCUGCUAAACGUACAAUAAAAGAAGCAGUUGUUUAUCCAAUUCGAUAUCCACAAUUAUUUACUGGUAUAUUGUCGCCAUGGAAAGCUUUACUUCUAUAUGGUCCGCCUGGCACAGGAAAAACUUUAUUAGCUAAAGCAGUCGCAACCGAAUGUAAAACAACACUCUUUAAUAUAUCAGCAUCGACCAUAGUUAGUAAAUGGCGUGGGGAUUCCGAAAAACUUGUACGUGUUUUAUUUGAACUAGCAAGAUUUCAUGCACCAUCAACAAUAUUUUUGGAUGAACUUGAUUCAAUAAUGAGUCAGCGGGGUGGUGGCGGUAAUGCAGGAUCUGAACAUGAAGGUAGUCGAAGAAUGAAAACGGAAUUACUUGUUCAACUCGAUGGAUUAGCUAAAACCGAUGAUCUUGUUUUUCUUCUCGCUGCAUCUAAUCUACCUUGGGAACUUGAUCAUGCAAUGUUGAGGCGGUUAGAAAAACGUGUUCUAGUUGAUUUACCUACAAAAGAAGCUCGGAAUGCUAUGUUUCAACAAUUUUUACCACCAACCGUCAUUCAUGAAAAAAAUGGCCUGAUUUUAUAUGCGGAUCUUAAUUAUGAACGAUUAAGUGAUUUAACUGAAGGUUAUUCAGGCGCAGAUAUUAAACUUGUUUGUAAAGAGGCAGCUAUGAAUCCAUUGAGAAAAGUAUUUAAUGUGCUUGAAACGCUUCAGAACGAUAUCGACUUAGGCAAAUGCAUUCAACUUGAUUCAAUAACAACACCUGAUGUUGAAAAAGUUUUAUCGACAACAAAACCAUCAGCAAGAGCAUUUAAAGAUAAAUAUACUGAAUGGCAAAAAGAAUUUGAGUCUGUUUAA